AUGCAGCCGUAUCGGGUAACCAUACGGCCGGAGUGGCCUCCUUGCCGGCAGCCCGCAAUCUGCACACGCACCAGUCCGCGUGUCUGUGGCCGCACCAGCGACGGUGUCUGCCGUCGCUUCGUCAACAUUUGCGAACUGCUCUCGGUGAAUCGGGGCGUACGUCCUCUGACUCCUGGUCGGAGCACCCCAAGUCCCAGGUGGACGCAUACACGUGACGCGAAUUGCCGCACAGUUAGAGGGCUGGGCGCUGCAAACGAGCGAAGCUGCUUCUCGCCGUGCCCUCGUCGCCGCGUCACUUGCCCCCCGUCCCGGAGACCGGUGUGUGUGCGUGCCAGGGACACCGAGCAAUGUAAAUUGUUGACCGGCGCUUGCCAACUGCGCAACAACAAUUGCUUCACGCGCCCACGCAACAAUUGGAUUGAAGUCGAUAGACGUCGCUGUGGUAAGGCGAACGUAGGCGACAAGCCGCGUGCCUGCAGGCCAGUUCCCACGGUUCGUCCCACUGCACGUUCCAGCACUACGAGACGCAGCACCACAACGAGAAGACCAACAACCAGACGCUCCACUAGGCGCACCACUCGCCGCACCACCACACCAUCUACUGACCCCGAAACACCCACAGUGCGUCCCACCCCGCGCCCCACAACCUUGGCCAGCUCUUAA
Messenger RNA from Scaptodrosophila lebanonensis, 663 nucleotides. RefSeq names its product salivary glue protein Sgs-3-like. The transcript is spliced from 3 exons. NCBI's taxonomy places the organism in Eukaryota, Metazoa, Arthropoda, Insecta, Diptera, Drosophilidae. The coding region runs from base 1 to 663 and encodes 220 amino acids. The record is from RefSeq and is a predicted model, not a curated record.